This is a messenger RNA of Brassica napus (rape), 1588 nucleotides long. RefSeq names its product tRNA (adenine(58)-N(1))-methyltransferase non-catalytic subunit trm6. The record is from RefSeq and is a predicted model, not a curated record. The transcript has 11 exons. Lineage: Eukaryota; Viridiplantae; Streptophyta; Magnoliopsida; Brassicales; Brassicaceae. Bases 96 to 1412 code for a protein of 438 amino acids. Gene Ontology annotation, biological process: tRNA methylation. Gene Ontology annotation, cellular component: nucleus; tRNA (m1A) methyltransferase complex.
GGGUUUUAAACAGUAAUCCCCCUUGUUCACUUGUCUUUAACCCGAAUUAAACUCCCAAAAAACAAAACUGCAGUUUAUUUUCUCUCUCGGUCUCGAUGGAGCACAGUAAGGAGGAUCAGGCUAAGUCGGAGGAUCAGAAAAUCAAUAAGGCACAAGAUCCAAAUCCGAGAUUUGCUAGCGAAGGUUGCAGCGUGUUGCUGGACGUGAACGAUGGAGACCGUCUCGUCUUCGCUCGUCUCUCCGGUGGCGCUAUAUUUAAAAUCGGGAAUACGAAUUACUCGUUGAAGCCAUUGAUUGGAGCUCCGUUUGGAUCUCUGUUCCAAGUCGAAACCGGAGAAGAUGGCUCUUUCCUCUCUCGCAUUCUUCCCGUCAAAAAAGAAAGCACCAGCGUUAAUGUUGUAGACGAUGAUGCUAGAGAUAAUAGGGAACUUAUCGACGAUAAUGAAUCUCAAAACCUCACCUGUGAAGAGAUUGAAGCUAUGCGGAGAGAGGGUGCAAAAGGAGACGAGAUUAUUGAAGCACUGAUUGCAAACAGUAAAACAUUUGACAAGAAGUUUCAGUUGUCUCAGGAAAAAUAUAAGCUUAAGAAGCAGAAGAAGUAUGCCCCAAAGGUGCUUCUAAGACGCCCUUUUGCUCGAAGUAUCUGUGAAGCUUAUUUCAAGAAAUAUCCAGCCAGAAUCGGAUUCAUACGUGUAGACGCGUUAUCUCUUUUGUUAACGAUGGCUAACGUCACCGCAUACUCGGACGUGCUAGUGGUGGAUAUGGUUGGUGGCCUUGUCACUGGUGCAGUGGCUGAACGUUUAGGAGGCACUGGUUAUGUUUGUAAUACAUAUAAAGGGGAUUCCCCUUCCUCUGUGGAUAUGGUUAAGAUGUUCAACUUUACCGACAAGAUUAGAGAGAGGAUCGUGCAUUCAUCUAUAAACGAGCUCUCAUCAGCCAAAACUGCACCCCCUGAAGAAAACAAUCAACAAGACUCAUCUGCAUCUGAUAUGGUAGAAGAUGUAUCUGUGACAGCUGAGGCUAGAGUAGAUGAUAUUGCUGUACGAGAGAGCAAAAUUACCAAGGCCCCACAACCUGGAGCCAAAGCUUCUAAAGAAGCAGUAGAAAUGUGGAAAGAAAACGGUUUCUCUAGCUUAAUCAUGGCAGCACAAGACCAAGACCCAUGGACUUUAGCUAAAGAUGUAUUGCCACUGCUCUCCUACUCUGCUCCCUUUGCAAUAUAUCAUCAGUAUUUACAGCCUCUGGCGACAUGUAUGCACAACCUUCAGCAAGGGAAGAUGGCCAUCAAUCUACAAAUAACAGAACCAUGGCUACGCGAAUAUCAGGUGCUUCCAUCAAGAACUCACCCUCACAUGCAGAUGAGCUCUUUUGGAGGCUAUGUUCUUAGCGGCAUCAGAAUCUCCACCACUUGAUUCUCAUCUCCAAACCCCAUUCUUCUCUUUAUCAUUUUCAAGAACUGAGGUUUGGUUUUUUUGUAUUUUGUUUGUUGUUGAGAUAUAUAGGAAAACAUUCAUCUUGCGACUCUUAUAAAAUUAAUAACACACUGUUUUGUUUUUGCUUCAAUGAAAUGUGUACAAUAUUCUUCUUA